AGAGCACGACCAUGCCUGGUGACGACAGCCAAACGCCUACUCCGGCUCAGGGCUCAAACCGUGGGAGUGGAAGAGGCCCCAGAAGGGGUCGUGGCGGCCGAGCGUAGCCGGAGACAAAGACGAGGAGGUGGUCAGAACUCAAGAGGAAGAGGAGGCGCUUCACAGCCGCCUCGCCCAAUCAAUGGAAACAGAUCAUUUGGGGGUCACUUGACCCGAGAUCCUGAGGAUGGAGAGGACGCCACUCCGGCUCCUUCUUUGAGCGGUGAUGCUCCUGAAUUUGUCCCUGUAAAGCAACAGAGGCCUGAUGUGCCAAAGUCAACACACCCUGACAUUGGCGUCAGGAUCCACGAAGAUAUUGCAAACUACAACUACGAAUGUGUAAUUUGCACUGAUGAGAUCCUCCGAGACUCCAAGAUCUGGACCUGCUCCAGCUGCUGGACAGUCUUCCACCUUAAGUGCGCCAAGACCUGGCUCCAAAACGAGAAGAAGAAGGCCGAGGCCCGAGCCCUCGAGGCACCUCAGACCCAGCCGUACACUUGGAGAUGCCCCGCCUAUCGAUGUGCUUCGUCAGAGGAGCCUCGCUCGUACCACUGUUGGUGUGGCAAAGAAGUGAACCCUCCACCCACCAGCAGCGCGCUUGCCCCUCACUCAUGCGGACAGACCUGCACCAAGCCCAGGGGCACAUGCCCUCACCCUUGCCCUUUGGCCUGCCAUGCCGGCCCUUGUCCGCCUUGCGAUGCCAUGGGCCCUGAACAGUCUUGCUUCUGUGGAAAGAACGCUUCCCGGAAACUUUGUCGGGAGACUGACUAUCAGAAUGGUUGGACUUGCCAGGAGGAGUGCGGCGACUUGCUUCCGUGCGGCGAGCACAUGUGCUCGAAGCCCUGCCACCCCGGCCUAUGCGGGGAUUGCAAUGUACUUGUUGAUGCCAGGUGCUACUGUGGCUCGGUUGAGAAGCCACUGGCUUGUUACAAGCUCGAUGAGCCACAGCAGUCAUACAGCGCCGCGGAGGGGACAUGGUUCGAGGGCACGUUCAGCUGUGACCAACAAUUUGAAAGGAGCUACGAUUGCGGUAAACACAAGAGCACCGACCCGUGCCGGCCGCUGGACGAACUUCUACCCCAUUGUCCCUUCUCAACUGACGUUGUUUCCCAUUGCCCGUGUGGAAAGACACCGUUGGAGGAGCUCAUUGAUCAACCAAGAUCCUCUUGCGAGGAUUCUGUCCCACAUUGCGACAAACCCUGUGAGAAGUUGUUGAAAUGUGGUCAUUUCUGCAAUGCUAAAUGCCAUCUUGGAGAUUGCCCAACUUGCAUCCAGGAUAUUGAUGUGACUUGCAGGUGUGGACGAACCACAACCACCUCUCUCUGCCACCAGGGAGAGGUAGAGAGCCCUCUGUGCCUCAAAAUCUGCCAGGCAAUCCUCAGCUGUGGUCGUCACAGAUGUGGAGAGCACUGCUGCCCAGGCGAGAAGAAGGCCACCGAGAGGCAGGCAGCAAAGCGCAAGCAGAGAUUCGCGGGGCCGGCUCACGUCGAAGCUGAGCACCUCUGCACCAGGAUCUGCGGACGCGCCCUCAAAUGUGGUAGCCACGACUGCCAGCAACUGUGCCAUAGGGGUGCCUGUGCAAGCUGUCCUGAAGCCAUCUUUGAAGAUAUCAGCUGCGCUUGUGGCAGAACUGUUCUUCAGCCGCCGCAGCCUUGUGGAACACGGCCUCCUGAGUGUAGAUUUCCCUGCCGACGUGAGACGCAAUGCGGACACCCGCCCGUGGCCCAUUCAUGCCAUCCAAACGACACCGAGUGCCCUAAGUGUCCGUACCUGACCUUCAAGCUGUGUGCUUGUGGAUCAGAGGAGGUGUCCAAUACUCCCUGUCACUUGCAGGAAGUUCAUUGUGGCAAUGUCUGUGGAAAGAAGCUCAAGUGCGGUGUUCAUUUAUGCCGAAAACGCUGCCACAAGGAGGGCGAGUGUGAAAAGGAAGGGGCUCCAGGCCAGUACUGUGAUCAGCAAUGUGCCAAACCGAAACUCUUCUGCGAUCACCCUUGCCAGAACAACUGCCAUGGGCAGACUCCUUGUAAUGAAUCGUCACCUUGCGCAAGCAAAGUAACACUCAGCUGCCCAUGCGGUCAACACACCCAGCAGGUGAAGUGUCUCACGAGCAGCUCCAACCCAACCCCCGAGCGCGCCGAGAUCAAGUGCGAUGAUGAGUGUCUACGUCAAGAGCGAAACAGGCGUCUCGCAGCGGCGCUGAAUAUUGAUCCCACUACGCCACUUACCAAUCACAUCCCGUACCAGGAUGAGACACUCGUACUCUACAAGGAGCUCGGCAGCUGGGCAGAGGCACAGGAGCGAGAGUUCCGCGUCUUCUCCCAGAGCGUGGACGAGGUCCGCAUACGAUACAAGCCGUCGCCCCAGCGUCAACGGCAGUUCCUCCACCUCCUCGCCGAGGACUUUGGCCUCGAGCACCAGAGCGAGGACACGGGCUCCCACCGCCACGUCGUCGUCUUCAAGGGCCCCAGGUUCGUCUCGGCGCCCUCCAAGACCAUCGCCCAGUGCGUCAGGAUAAGGGACAAGGAGGCCGCCGACGCCGCAGCGACCGCCGCUGCGGCAAAGGCCAUCGCGACGCCCACGCCGCCCGCCGACCCCCUCAACGCCCUCGUCCUCACUUCCCCCUGCUUCGGGCUCACCAUCGAGGACCUCCGCGAGGCCCUCUCCGCCGACCUGGCCAGCCACCCGGGCUUCCACUUCAGCAUCGACUUCCUCCCCUCCGAGGAGGUCCUCAUCCGCCCCACCGUCCAGUACUCGGCCUUCCUCUCCCCGACCGCCGUCGAGGGCACCCUGCGCGCCGUCAAGGCCAGCCUCGCCGAGACCAUCCAGCGCAGCAGGCUCGCCGGCAACGUCCUCCUCUGCCACGUGGACGGCAGGAACGACAUCACGCGGCGCGAGGGCCCGGGGAGGAGGAACCAGGACGCCUCCGGAUGGAGCGCCGUCGCCGGCAGGGCCGCCACGGGUAAGGAGUCGCCGCGGCCUGCGGACGACCCGGCGGCGGCCGCCAAGGGCACGGGCAAGCGGCUCAUGCUGGGCCUGCGGAAGAAGAAGGCAGACAGCAAGGCCCCCGAGAGGCCGUGGAACGCUCUGGGCGGCGACGUCGAGUGUUAG
Molecule: messenger RNA, 3147 nt
Organism: Clonostachys byssicola
Lineage: Eukaryota; Fungi; Ascomycota; Sordariomycetes; Hypocreales; Bionectriaceae
Source: the annotation of a GenBank genome assembly